AUGGUAGGCUUCGGGCUCCUCGCCCGGCUUUCUGCCGCAGCUCUUUUGUUUACAUCGUCAUUGGCAUCCCCCCUGCCCCUUGACAAGCGUGUGGCUACGGCAGCAAGCCUUUCCGGCGGCCAGAUUAACAUGGGCGGCGGUACCUACCCUCGCGCCAACUUUUUGCAAGAUGGAUCUAUUCUCGGCACUUACACCGCAAGCACGGGCGGUAACAAGGUCAUCACUGUUGUGCAUUCGACAGACGGUGGCAAUACCUGGAAUCAAAUUGGCACUGUAGCCUCGGCCGAUGCUUCCACUCAUGACCUUGACAACGGUUAUCCUUACCAGCUUCCGUCCGGACGAAUCUUGGUAGCGAUGAGGAACCAUGACGGGACCAGCAAAAUUGGGUACAGCUACUUCCGUAUCACGAUAUGCUACUCCGACGAUGGCGGCAAGACCUGGACAUACCUGAGCACGCCGGCGUCGGACCCCGGCCCAACUAACGGUAACUGGGAACCGUUCCUCCGUAUGGCUGAAGACAACACCACGCUUCAACUCUACUAUUCUCGAGAGAACUCGGCCAUCGACCAGGACAGUCUCCUGCGGACAUCCACCGAUGGUGGCGCUACCUGGAGCUCCGCUACGGUUAUUUCUGGCGCUGAAACAACCAACACUCGUGAUGGCAUGCUUGGCGUUACCCCGGUCAGCGGCAGCAACCUGAUCGCGGUUUUCGAAUCCGUCCCUGCAGGUGGCAACUUCGCCAUCCACUCAGUCACCAGCUCGGACGGUGGUAAGACAUGGGGUAACCGGCAAACCGUGUACGCCCCACCUAAUGGCUUCAAUGCGCAAGCACCUCAGGUCGUCAACGUCGGGGGCACCCUUGUCGCCAGCUUCCAGACCGACGAAGACCUUUCCAGCUCGGACCAACAGAACGAGGCCGGCAAGAUCGUAACCAGCGGCGAUGGCGGCGCUACCUGGGGAAACAAGUUGACCUAUUCCCAAGCCGUCAGCAACUGGGGUGGUCUCUUGACGCUCGAUAGCUCCAGCCUUUUCGGUAUGAUUGACCACUCGGGGUCAAAGGCGCAAAAGAUUACUCUCUCUUGA
Messenger RNA from Talaromyces proteolyticus, 1083 nucleotides. Its product is annotated as Sialidase. NCBI's taxonomy places the organism in Eukaryota, Fungi, Ascomycota, Eurotiomycetes, Eurotiales, Trichocomaceae. The transcript has a single exon. The record is from RefSeq and is a predicted model, not a curated record. Bases 1 to 1083 code for a protein of 360 amino acids.